AUGAAAACUACACAGAGGGUAGAGAGCAUUAACCGCUUUUUCGAUGGCUUUGUCACCCGUAAAACAAAACUAUUCGAGUUUCCUGAAAAAUAUAACAAAGCGAUGAAGAAGCGGGUUACGGAUGAGAAAGAUGUUGAUGCAAGGGAUUCCAAGAUGCUAUAUGUUCAGAUCAAGGAGGAGAAAAUUAUCAGUGAAGUUGAAAUUCAGUACUUGGUUUUAGAUCGCGUUUGGGUUGUUCGAGAAGGUUCAAAUGAGGAAAUCAUCACUGAUUCCAGGAGGUUUUACACACUGAUUUUUAACCCUGUCACUAAACAUAUUAGAUGCGGCUGUAGGAAGUUCGAAAAGGAUGGGAUCCUUCGUAAGCAUGUCAUUAGAGUGUGGGAUGAAAACUUGGUGACAGAAAUUCCAUCGGAAUUUGUGCUAAAUUGA
Messenger RNA from Chenopodium quinoa (quinoa), 429 nucleotides. Its product is annotated as protein FAR-RED ELONGATED HYPOCOTYL 3-like. Gene Ontology annotation, biological process: regulation of DNA-templated transcription. The transcript is spliced from 2 exons. Lineage: Eukaryota; Viridiplantae; Streptophyta; Magnoliopsida; Caryophyllales; Amaranthaceae. The record is from RefSeq and is a predicted model, not a curated record. Bases 1 to 429 code for a protein of 142 amino acids.